Molecule: messenger RNA, 2018 nt
Organism: Phragmites australis (common reed)
Lineage: Eukaryota; Viridiplantae; Streptophyta; Magnoliopsida; Poales; Poaceae
Product: sialyltransferase-like protein 5
Exons: 11
Coding region: 201-1631 (476 amino acids)
Biological process (GO): pollen germination; pollen tube growth
Molecular function (GO): sialyltransferase activity
Source: RefSeq, a predicted model, not a curated record
UUUGAUCUAGUUGUGCAUUCUCCUACCGUUAUAAUUAUAUUCCGUGUGGUUUUUAAAUCUACUCUUAAAUUUGUAGAUUUUUAAAAUCUACAACUUUUUGAAAUUUAGCCUCCGUGCAUAGUAUAACUAAUUAACGAACUGGGCGAGCCUUCACUCUCUCGCAACCCAGAUUCGACCGGAGCGCCGCCUCCGAUCCGCCGAUGACGAGGAUGUCGGCUGCGGCGGCGCAGCGGCGGCCGACGGUGGCUCUGCUGCUGGGGCUGGCGCUCGCCUUCUGCCUCGCCGUCCUCUCCAUCCAGUCCUCCUUCUUCGCCGCUCCGGGGGCGCCGGGCAGGAAGCUGGAUCUGGACGCCGGCGACGUGCGCGCGCUCGCGGGGUUCCAGUCCCGCGUCCAGCAGUGCGUGGCAAGCAGGGGACUUGGCCUCACAGCAGAUAUUAUUGAUCAUUGCAAGCUGGUCCUUAAAUUUCCUGGAGGAACCAACAGCACCUGGUAUAAUGCCCAGUUCAAAAUUUUUGAACCUCUAGAAUACAAAUAUGAUGUCUGCGAAACUAUCCUACUGUGGGAACAGUACCGCAACAUGACAACUGUAUUGACAAGGGAAUACUUGGAUGUGAGACCUGAUGGAUGGUUGGACUAUGCAGCUAAAAGGAUCGCACAGCUUGGUGCUGACAAAUGCUACAAUCAUACUCUCUGUGAUGAGCUUCUUAGUAUUUUGCUGCCCGCUAAACCCCCUUUCCAUCCACGCCAGUUUGCAACAUGUGCAGUUGUUGGUAACUCAGGGGAUCUCUUGAAAACGGAGUUUGGACAAGAAAUUGAUGCGCAUGAUGCUGUGUUUCGGGACAAUGAGGCACCUGUUAAUAAGAAAUAUGCAAAACAUGUCGGGUUGAAAAGGGACUUUCGACUGGUUGUCAGGGGUGCUGCUCGAAAUAUGGCAGCAAUACUGAAGGGCUCCUCUGAUGAGGCGCUUAUUAUUAAAAGUUUGACUCACAAAGAAAUCAAUGCGGUGAUAAAGGAACUUCCAAAUCCUGUCUACCUUUUUCAAGGUAUAGUCCUAAGAAGAGGCGCUAAAGGAACAGGCAUGAAGUCUAUAGAACUGGCCCUUUCCAUGUGCGAUAUUAUUGAUAUGUAUGGUUUUACAGUUGAUCCUGGCUACACAGAAUGGACACGGUACUUCUCAGCCCCUAGGAAAGGGCACAAUCCACUGCAAGGCCGUGCUUAUUAUCAACUGCUGGAGUGCCUUGGAGUGAUUCGAAUCCAUUCCCCUAUGAGAGCUCAAAGGGUGGAAGAUUGGUCAGACAUACCAAGCAAGGAAGAGAUCAGAAGAGCGCAUGCUGCAGCUUUUCGUCUAAAAAAGCAUGAAACUGGCCAGCCAGAUGAACUAGGGCCAUUUAGCAAUUGCAAGGUAUGGGGAACAGUUGACCCUGACUAUGGACCAGUAUCAGGGACUUCAGAUAUGAGCAAAACGCGAAGGAAUUCAAACUACAGCAAGUGGGAGUUGCUCCCAUUCGAGAGGCUAAGAAGGGAGGCUCAGGAACACCAUAUCCAGAUGGGUGGUGUAUCGCUCUACAAGAUGGACGGAAACAAGUUGGAUGAUCUUGUCUGCGUGAGGCACCAGCGUUCAUCUAGUUAAGACAGCGGCACCAAAACUGGACUGAAGAUGGCACUCUGACCCUUGUAGGAUUCGUUUCACAGUGGUAUGGAAUGGACGCUUCAUAGCAAGAACCGCAUCGGCUGUUUGAAUCUGCAGAAUUUAGUUUACAGAUUUGUAAAAUCUCGGGAAGCAUCAACUCCAAAGCACGGCUAAGGAUUCAUCAUACCUGGAGCGGGAAACAUUCUUUUAUUGGUUGUUAAGCUAGUUCUACUGUUCUAGGCACAGCAGCUUAAGCUGUCAAAUAGGAUGUUAUGUGGACACUACAUUAGACGUUCUCACUUUUGACAUAGCUGUAACUAGAUGUUGAGACAACAUGCCAUUUCUCAAUCCUGAAGUGUAGUUUUGAAUGUAUAAGCCGCUUCGAUA